ACAAGAUUAGGCAUUGAGGACGACACACAUAUAAAUAUUACAAGCAGCUGUGACAAGCUAGUCAGUUUCUGAAAUAUCUUCGCGAAUCGACAUCGCUUCAUCGGAUAAACGAGCAAUCAUGAAGUUCUUCCGUUCUGCUCUCACCGCUGUGACGGUGAUCGCCGUUAUCUGUAACGUAGUGGAUGCCGUUAAGAUCUGUGCUUUCAACAUCCAGGUCUUGGGAACGACAAAGAUGGGGAAACCCGAGGUCGUUGAUGUGCUCACCCAGAUAAUCACGAGAUAUGAUAUGGUUCUGAUCCAAGAAAUUAGAGACAGUUCGGGAGAUGCAAUCGUCGAUCUGUUGGAUGCGGUGAAUUCUGCUUCUGGAAACCAAUACAGCAUGGAAUUAGGCCCACGUGUUGGAAGGUCUUCAAGCAAGGAGCAAUACGCCUACUUCUAUAAGUCCAGCAAGUUUCGAGUGAAGAGUUCAUUCACAUUUACAGAAAGUCAAGAUGAGUUUGAGAGGGAACCGUAUGUGGUCCAUUUCAGCAGCUUCGAUACAAGUGCUUCUGAGUUUUCAGUGAUUGGUCUCCAUGCCAAACCAGACGAUGCUGUAAGUGAGAUCGAUGCACUCACCGAUGUAUACGAACAGGCUGUUUCCAAAUUGGGCACUUCGAACUCUAUCUUGAUGGGUGACUUCAAUGCUGACUGUAACUACGUCAAGUCCUCGGAUUGGUCCGAGAUCAGUCUCAAGACAGACAGCAGGUUUGAUUGGCUCAUCUCAGACAGUGCUGAUACCACGGUCAAGUCUACUGACUGUGCAUACGACAGGAUUGUACUGGCUGGUUCGGGGAUGGAGAACAGAGGUGCUGGAUACAUCUUCAACUAUCAGUCCUAUUACGGCCUCUCACAGGAUGAGGCGGAGGACGUCAGUGAUCACUAUCCUGUUUAUUUCAAUCUCUACUAAUACAGCUACGCAUAAGUCUAACAAUGAACAAGUCAAUCUUUACUGAUACGUACAGUUACUAAUAUAAGUCUAAUUGUGAACACUUUAAUCUCUAUUGAUAGAGCUACCACAAGUUUUAUUAUAAAUACUUCAAUCUUUAGUGCAGCUAUACGCAUAAGUCUUAUUAUGAAUACUCAAAUCUUUAAGUCUACUUAUUUAUAUUUCAAUCUUCACUGAUGAAGGACGCUUAAGUUACUUAAUAUUAUUUUCAAUGAUCAAUGAUGCAGCUACACAUAAUACAUAAUAAUCUGUAUUUAAGGUAGGCCUUUUUAGCAUGUAUCAGGAUUUUGUUGAACAUAUUGCUCCGGUUGUCUCAUUUUCGCUCGCUGGAACAUUGCCAAGACAAACCACUGACCUCUACAUCCUGGACGGAUCAUCGC
This is a messenger RNA of Strongylocentrotus purpuratus (purple sea urchin), 1365 nucleotides long. Its product is annotated as deoxyribonuclease-1. The record is from RefSeq and is a predicted model, not a curated record. Gene Ontology annotation, biological process: DNA catabolic process. Gene Ontology annotation, cellular component: nucleus. Lineage: Eukaryota; Metazoa; Echinodermata; Echinoidea; Camarodonta; Strongylocentrotidae. The transcript is spliced from 9 exons. The coding region runs from base 119 to 946 and encodes 275 amino acids. Gene Ontology annotation, molecular function: DNA nuclease activity.